This is a messenger RNA of Sorghum bicolor (sorghum), 2574 nucleotides long. RefSeq names its product dolichyl-diphosphooligosaccharide--protein glycosyltransferase subunit 2. Gene Ontology annotation, cellular component: oligosaccharyltransferase complex; membrane. Gene Ontology annotation, biological process: protein N-linked glycosylation. The transcript is spliced from 18 exons. NCBI's taxonomy places the organism in Eukaryota, Viridiplantae, Streptophyta, Magnoliopsida, Poales, Poaceae. Bases 133 to 2292 code for a protein of 719 amino acids. The record is from RefSeq and is a predicted model, not a curated record.
GAGACGGCAGGCCGAUCUGGCGAAAUAUUUCAGUCGCCCCCCUCCUUCAACCUCCAGAUCUGGCCACUCCCACACGCCCAGUCUCCUAAACCCUACACAUCUCCUCUCUCGGCCACGGCAACUGCCAUCGCCAUGGCCGGGAGGCGCCCGGCACCGGCGGCCCUCCUCCUCCUCCUCCUAGCCGCAUCCUUCGCCCCCAUCUCCUCCGCCGUCCGCCCAGUCUCCGACGCGCACAGAUCCGCUGCCGCGGAGCUCUUCGCCCCCUCCGCCGAUGGAUCCUUCGGCGAUUUGGAGAGUACGUAUGAGGCGGUGAGGACUUUCCAGAUACUCGGGUUGGAGAACUAUAAGAGUUUGUCUGGGAAGGCGUGCAAGUUUGCUGCGGAGAACUUGGCUUCCCCCGGUUCCACCGCGAAAGAUCUGUUCCACGCAGUCCGGAUCAGUGGCGCGCUCGGGUGCGGUGUUGAUGCCGGCGUGUACGAUGGUGUUGUGGCAACGCUCAAGGCAGUGAUUAAGGAUACCAAUUCCCUGUUGGAAUUCUACUAUUCUGUGGGAGGUUUGCUUAGCAUCAAGGAACAAGGCCAUAAUGUUGUUCUGUCUGAUGCAGAAAGUACAUUUCAUGCCAUUAAGGCACUUAGCCAAAGCGACGGAAGAUGGCGUUAUGACACUAACAGUGCUGAAUCUAGCACAUUUGCUGCUGGUAUCGCACUAGAAGCAUUGGCGGGCAUUGUUUCACUGGCAGAUGCAGAGAUUGAUUCAUCCAUGAUGGCAGUGGUUAAAAACGACAUCAUGAAGCUUUUUGACACCAUCAAGAGCUAUGAUGAUGGGACCUUCUACUUUGAUGAAAAGCAUGUUGAUGCUACUGAAUACAAGGGUCCUAUAAUGACUUCCGCUUCAGUGGUACGGGGUGUCACCUCAUUUGCAGCUGUUGUUUCUGGAAAAUUGAAUAUCCCUGGUGAGAAAAUACUUGGCCUGGCAAAGUUCUUCCUUGGUAUUGGGCUCCCAGGUAGUGCAAAGGACUGCUUUAAUCAGAUUGAGUCUCUGUCGUUCCUGGAGAACAAUAGGGUCUUUGUUCCUUUGAUACUGUCACUUCCUUCCAAAGUAUUUUCAUUGACUUCGAAAGAUCAGCUUAAGGUUGAAGUUACAACAGUUUUUGGAUCUGCUUCACCUUCACUCAAAGUGAAUCUUGUGCAAGUGUUGGGAUCUGACUCUAAAGUCAUCACCAAUGAGAACAAGGAACUUCAAUAUGACCUUGACAACAAUGUCCAUUACUUGGACAUUGCUCCACUGAAAAUAGAUGUUGGGAAAUACUCAAUAGUUUUUGAGAUUUCACUUCAGGAACCAGAGCAUGAGACAGUUUAUGUUACUGGAGGGAGAAACACCGAAAGUGUCAUUGUCACAGGACUGAUCAAAGUCAACAAGGCAGAAAUAGGAAUCUCUGACAAUGAUGCUGGGACCGUGGAGUCUGUCCAAAAGUUAGAUCUUCUGAAAGAUACAAAAGUGUCUCUUUCUGCAAACCACCUGCAGAAGCUGCGUUUAUCCUUUCAACUAACCACACCGCUCGGGCACACAUUUAAACCUCACCAGGUGUUCUUGAAGUUGAAGCAUGAGAGUAAGGUUGAACACUUAUUUGUGGUACCUGGCUCUGCAAGGCAGUUCAAAAUUGUUCUUGAUUUCCUAGGUUUGGUGGAAAAAUUUUACUACCUUUCUGGAAGAUAUGAUCUUGAGCUUGCCGUUGGUGAUGCUGCAAUGGUAAGCAACCAUAUAAUUUUAUCCUACUACUAUAUAUGGUCCCCAUUUGUUUGCUUUGCUGAUUUUCUUUGUGUUCAGGAAAAUUCAUUUCUACGAUCCCUUGGCCAUUUGGACUUGGACCUACCAGAAGCUCCAGAAAAAGCCCCACGUCCUCCUGCACAAGCUGUUGACCCAUUCUCAAAAUUUGGGCCAAAGGCAGAGAUAGCACAUAUAUUCCGCGCACCAGAGAAGAGGCCACCCAAGGAACUCUCGCUUGCUUUCACGGGUCUCACGCUUCUACCUUUUAUCGGAUUCUUGAUAGGGCUCAUGCGUCUUGGAGUGAACUUGAAGAACUUCCCAUCCUUGCCAGGACCGGCUGCAUUUGCCUCACUUUUCCAUGCUGGAGUAGGAGCAGUCCUGCUGCUCUACGUUCUCUUCUGGCUCAAGUUGGACCUUUUCACAACUCUGAAGUACCUUGGCUUCCUCGUCAUCUUCCUUGUUUUUGUGGGCCAUAGGACCCUAUCCUACCUUUCCUCCGUGUCGACAAAACAGAAGACGGCAUAAUUGGACAAUGCAAACAGAGUUUUCCCGAUCAUCAAUUUUUGAGGUGGCCAUUGCAGGCCGUUGAGUGUCUUUUCGUGGCACUCUGACCGCACCCUAGAUUUUCAUUAGCUACAUGCAUUUUGAGGGAGGACUCGGUUUAUUUCAGUUGCCUUCGAUGAAUACUGAUACUAGGAAAAGUAGGACCUCACCUUCGUGUAUUAUGAUGAUGCACUGACAAUUUCUGAAUAGAAUGGAUGUUUAAUCAUAGAACUCAUAAUAUGAUCACUUGCGUUCGCCCUAAAA